This is a messenger RNA of Pteropus alecto (black flying fox), 3595 nucleotides long. It is a transcript of the gene GOSR2, whose product is annotated as golgi SNAP receptor complex member 2. Gene Ontology annotation, molecular function: SNARE binding; SNAP receptor activity. Gene Ontology annotation, cellular component: ER to Golgi transport vesicle membrane; Golgi apparatus; SNARE complex. The coding region runs from base 172 to 615 and encodes 147 amino acids. The transcript has 5 exons. The record is from RefSeq and is a predicted model, not a curated record. Gene Ontology annotation, biological process: vesicle fusion; intra-Golgi vesicle-mediated transport. NCBI's taxonomy places the organism in Eukaryota, Metazoa, Chordata, Mammalia, Chiroptera, Pteropodidae.
GUCGGGGAACGGGCGGGGCGAAGCCGGGCCGGGUGAGGCCGGCCUGCCGAGCUGAGGUCUUGGGCACCUGUCUGUGGAGGCCGAGUCUUUCCGCGGGCACUGUCGGGGGCAGCUCGGAAGUGCUCCAUCCCCGGCGGGAAGCCCAGGCAGGUCCACGAGAUCCAGUCUCACAUGGGACGCCUGGAGACGGCAGACAAGCAGUCUGUGCACUUAGUAGAAAAUGAAAUCCAAGCAAGCAUAGACCAGAUAUUCAGCCAUCUAGAACGUCUGGAGAUUUUGUCCAGCAAGGAGCCCCCUAACAAAAGACAGAAUGCUAAACUUCGUGUUGACCAGUUAAAGUAUGAUGUCCAGCACCUGCAGAGUGCUCUCAGAAACUUCCAGCAUCGGAGAUACACAAGGGAACAUCAGGAGAGACAGCGAGAGGAGCUUCUGUCCCGUCCCUUCACCACUAAUGGGACUCAGAAGAAGAUCCUUGACAUCGCCAACAUGCUGGGCUUGUCCAACACGGUGAUGCGGCUCAUCGAGAAGCGGGCUUUCCAGGACAAGUACUUAAUGAUCGGUGGGAUGCUCCUCACCUGUGUGGUCAUGUUCCUCGUGGUGCAGUACCUGACGUGAGCCAGCCAAGCCCAGCAGCUGAUCAACGAUGUUCCCACAGCAUGAGAGUGUGUGUGAGUGUGUGUGCGUGCAAGGUGAGGCCCAGAGGCCACCUUUUGAAAUGUGUGUCCUUAACUGUGAAGACCACUGGGAAGUAAUUGUGAUUCAUAACCUAGUGGGAGUUUCAUACCUGCUCUGUUUCUUAUGACAUCUCAGAUGUGAAACUAGUGCUACCAAGAUUCACGGUGCUUAGGAAAUGAAAGAAGUACUUGUUCUCUCUCUCACUCACUGGAGGAGGAUGUGAUAGAACAGUAAGGGAUUAUGAAGGAAGGGAAAGAAUGGCUUUGGUGGUCUUGUCAAUAUAACUGAUGCAUGCCCCAACAAGGCGUUCACGGUGAGCCUUGCAGACAGGACUGUCUACACAUUGUCCUCAUUCGGCCUUUCUGGCUCCUAACGGGGAGGCUGGAACAGAAGCAGUGGAGGGGUGGGGAAGAGGUCUUCUUUUCUCGUGCCCCUUAUAGUAGAUCAAGUCACAUGCUUUUGCUACUAGCCACCUCCCCCACUCCCAAAAUGACAUACAGAUGACUGACUGCUAAUUCUUGUCACCUUUCCCUGGAAGCAGCUACCUAGAGGAAAAAGAGACAUUGACGCUGUUGCUGACACGAUUUUCCAUAUUAUACUGGUCUGGCAUUUCUCCUUUCUAAAAUGAGACCACCGUUAUUCUCUGGGCAUGUUCAUCCUGAAGACUGAAGACCCUCGUCACUGAUUCUUUUGGGUAGUUAAUGGAAUGGUUCACUUUUAAGGUUUCUAGAUUGUAGCCUGGCACCCAUGCCCAGACUUUGGUGGGCCUUUGCCCCUUAGACAGUUGCUGUGAGCAUAGGUUAGUGGUUUGUCAAGUAUAGUCUCAUGUCUAGUUUUAGCAUCUCUCUCUAGCUGUCUUCCUUUCCUUAAAAUAUUUUAACAACUGUCAGCCAAGCCCUGGCAGAUGCUACCCUGAAACCAUCCCUGGUGUCCUUGUGAGACUCUCUUUUCAGGGACCAGGACCUUUUCCUUCUCCGACGAACCCUGCAUUAAGGCCGUACCACUACCUGGUGUAUUGUGGAAUUUAUUGUAAAGCCAGUCUGCCUAUUGUGAUUAAUUGCCAAAAGUACCAGAAAGACCUGGUUAGCAUGAUUUUUCAUCUAUCAUAGGCCCAGCCAGUCCUAGGCUCAGUAGCCUUAUGUCAAGACAUAAAAUAGCACUCAGAAUUUCCCAGAAAAAAAAUGGAAACCGGGUCAGUAUUAACCCCACCUUUUGGCCCACCUACUUCCCGUCUUUGUUUCUUGUUACUUGGACUAUCUUCUGUCUUCUUGCCCUUUGCUCUGUGUUUUCUAUUCCACCUUCCUUAUUAACCUCCCACCUGUUUCAUUCGCAGUAUUGGUCUUUUCAGCCACAUCUGUGGCUUUGAACCCCUUUUGGCGAACAUUUCUCAAUCACAGAUUUUUAACAUGAGUUUCCUGGGUACUGAUUUCACGCUUUUGGUUGGCUCUCCAUGGCUCCUACCCUUCUGGGCUUAAUUAACAGGGCCCUGGGUGUCCAAGGAAGAGAGAAUCUAUGACCCUUUCAUAAAAAGAUUGAGGGCCCUGCCAGAAUGAAAACAGUGGCCUGAAGGGUGGAGAGAAGGGUUGAGGCAUCUUCAGACCUACAUCUAACUUUGGAGGAGGCACAGUUUGAAAUUUCCCUCACACCCAGCACCCCUGCCCUCCUAGGGACACAGCAUAUAAAAUGAUUUUUGUUGUUUUUUUUUAACUGCAGUCUAUAAAAUGGUUUUUUUAACUACAUAGACCUGGCUAUUCUAUUUCCUGAACACCUGAAUAUCCUGCUGGACAGUGUACUUUGGAGGAAGGUGUAUAAGGAGCAACUAAGCAAUUUGGACUUGAACUCCAGAAGGCCAAAACUCCUCCCACCCCCUGCCCUCCGUGGGUUGAUGUGACAUCUAUUUGUAGUGUACACUAGUGUGUUUCCACACUUGCCUUUAUAGUGAUUGUUGGCCUUAAUGAACCAGAAGGCCUUCCUUCAUACUGCACCUUUAGAGCCAUUCUCCCUACUUUGUAAAUUGUGGGUAGUUUGUGGGUGUUUAUCAUCCUGGGCUAGGGAACAGUUUGUAGGUGUUUAUCAUCUUGGACUAGGGACCAAUGUGUCUGCGAGAAACAUACACUGGCCUGACAGUGUGCUUCUGUCUCCCUAGCCCCAGCGUCUAGGGAAGGGUCCCAGGCCAGGGAAUGAGCACCCCCUAGUGGAGCCAGGGUGGAUUCUUAGGUUGAGCUGAUGCAAGAAUCUCCAGUAGACAGCCACUCAAACUUGUACAGCCUUUUGGUACAGGUUUACCUAUUGUGGUUUAAGACAGGUAGGUUUUCAAGGAACUUGGGAAUAUCCUCAUUCUGUGGAAUUUACUCCAGGGGUAACCACCUUAAGAAAAGCCAAACUCAAAGACCAAGUAAGUAGGAGAGUCUUGAUUUUAUAGAAGACUUCAUUGCAGGAUUUUUUCUAAGUCCUUUGCCCUGAUGAAUUUCAACGGGUUUGAUUCGCAUAUUUGGACUUACCACCCAUUGUUUUUGAAACACAUCAGUUGAAUAAAGUUGAGAUUUAUUUUAUUUAGAAAAUCAUAUUUUGUAAAGGAAUUUGGCAUUCAUUGUUGUAACUAAUGACCCCCUUUUCUUAUGUUCCAGGCCAGACAUUCUCAAACACUGCUCUGUGGCCCGGGGCUGGGCAGGCUGCCUCAGAAGCAGCUGGGAAACAUUUUUUAAAUUAUAGAUUCCUGGGGCCUAUCCGGGCUUUCUGAAUUAGAAUAUUCGUAAGUCUCUAAAGUAAUUUUGAUACGUGUAUUUUAAAACCACUGUCUUUUAGACAGAAGGCUUUUGUCUUAAAGAUGACAGCAUUUGAAAAUAUAUGCUGAGCUAACUCAGCAUAUAUGUGUAAAGGACAAAACUUAUUAAGUCCAUAAUAAAGUCUUAUUUACUUA